AUGUAGUAACAAUAAUAGAAGGACAAGCCAAAGACUGCUGGAUCCUCACAGAACCAAGGUUCAUCAAGCUAGGCUGAUGAAAAGAAGAGGGUUCAGGAUUAAAAUAAUGAUAAGAGUACAACAUUCGUUGUAGAGGAUAAGUUUGAGUACAUAAAAUAAAUUGGUCAUGGAGCAUACGGAGUAGUAUGCUCAGCCUAUGAUCAUAAAUCUAAGACAAAAGUAGCUAUCAAGAAAGUUCCAAAAGCUUUCGAGGAUUUGAUUGAUGCUAAGAGAAUCGUAAGAGAAAUCAAACUUUUAAAGUUCUUUGAUCAUGAAAAUGUGAUUGCUCUAAUUGAUGUGUAGAAGCCUCCAGCCCCAACAGGCUAUGAGGAUAUCUAUAUCGUGACUGAUCUGAUGGAGACUGAUAUGCACAGAGUUAUCUAUUCAAGACAAGAUUUGACCGAUGAUCACAUAUAAUACUUCAUGUAUCAACUCUUGAGAGGUUGUCUAUAUAUCCACUCAGCAAAUAUUAUUCAUCGUGAUUUAAAGCCAAGCAACUUACUUCUCAAUAAGAACUGCGACUUAAAAGUUUGUGAUUUUGGUCUAGCAAGAGGUUAUGAAGAAACAACUACUACUCUUACAGAAUAUGUCGUAACCAGAUGGUACAGAGCUCCUGAAGUUAUUCUAAAUGCAUCUCAUUACUCUAAUGCGCUUGAUGUCUGGUCAAUUGGAUGUAUCUUUGCAGAGCUGCUAGGUAGAGCUCCACUGUUUCCAGGAGAUGAUUACUUAGAUUAAAUAAAGAGAACAAUCGCUGUUCUUGGAACUCCUACUAGUGAAGAUAUGACAUUUAUUGGCAAUGACCUUGCUAGAAAGUACAUUAGAAAACUUCCCAAGAGAAACAAAUAAUCUUGGUCUUCUCUUUACCCUAAGGGUAACCCUGUUGCUCUAAACUUACUGGGAAAGAUGCUAGUAUUCAAUCCAGAGAAGAGAUAUACUGUAAAGUAAUGCUUAAAGCAUCCUUACUUUGAGGGAUUACAUAAUGAAGAGGCUGAACCAGAGUGUGAAGAGCCAUUUGACUGGACAUGGGAUGACUUUGAACCAACCAAAGAGUUACUAUAACAGAUGGUUUACGAAGAGAGUAUGGAGUUCCAUCACGGAGAAGAAGAUGACGAGAUCGUAUGA
Messenger RNA from Stylonychia lemnae, 1161 nucleotides. Lineage: Eukaryota; Ciliophora; Spirotrichea; Sporadotrichida; Oxytrichidae. The record is from the annotation of a GenBank genome assembly.